CGUUGUAGUCGCGUUUUAGAUGGUACAGUGUUUUUACUCCCUUCCAAACAGUAAAGUUCCUCUUUGUCUCUCAGUAGGAAAUUUAAACCAGACAGUACAAGGCUACAUUUCAGUGUUACAAGCCAAUCAGUUUGCUAAUUGUUCUAUGAGAUUUGUUUGCAAAGUUUAAGGUGUUAAGUAGGACUGUGAACAUCUGGGUCUGCUUGCUGCUGGCAUUCUGCCAGAGCCCCAGCAACAAGACCGCCUCCCAGCAACGAGACUGCCUGUCAGCCUUGCAAGAUUUGUUUGAAAAGUUUGAGGUGGUAACUGUGAGCUGUGAACAUCUGGGUUUGCUUGCUGCUGGCAUUUGACCAGCGUCUCAGCAACAACACUGCCUCCCAGCUUUGCAAGGUAAUUACUUUCCCAAUUACUGUACACCAAAACGAAGUAACUGUCGUGGUCAACAAAUCUGCCUCCCAACUUUCAAGAUGCCGAGAAAAAAUAAAAGAUCCCAGGCACAAAGGAAGCGCUGGAAACCACUUGACCUGGUCGAUCCUGCUGUCCCGAUGCUCACUGGCCACAACCAAGAUGAGGCAGUCAGUAGUUUCCCAUCUGACCAGCAAACGGCACCAGCCGGGUUAUCUUUGGAAACACAGGAUAGACCCACCUCCUUAUGUUCCCCAGGUACCAAGCCUUUCCACAACAUAAAUGAACAACUACUGACAGAGGAGCUACAGAGCAACGCAGUUCAGCACUUCUGGUGUGUCAGUGCAACUCAUUGUCAAAGUGAUGAAAGGUACACAGAAUUCUCUCGAAAUCAUCAGUGCACAUGUAAUGCCCUCACAUUCCUGGCCUACCUUAAUGAGGAACACCAGUUCAACACAGCCCGACUUGAUAAGGUGCUUGAACAGGGAGAUGCACUAUACUGUUGGAUUAAAACAAAUCUUCAGCAGGAGAGGCGUUAUACACAAGAUCAUCUGACCAUGGAGGACCUGCCCAAAGAAGUUCAUGCUGACAUAAAUGUCUACAGUGUGAAAAUGGACAACAUAAGUUUUCCGUGACAAAUCUGGGAGGUAUGGAUUAUUUGAUUCACAUUCAAGAAGUGCAGCAGGUUUACCCCAGC
Oreochromis aureus is the source of this 1102-nucleotide messenger RNA. RefSeq lists its product as uncharacterized. The transcript has 6 exons. NCBI's taxonomy places the organism in Eukaryota, Metazoa, Chordata, Actinopteri, Cichliformes, Cichlidae. The record is from RefSeq and is a predicted model, not a curated record. The coding region runs from base 468 to 1040 and encodes 190 amino acids.